AGUAUCUUUAAUACGUUUUGCUGUUUCAAUAAACGAAAAUUGGAAUCUUAAUUUAAAUUGCAGGUUUAAAAAUUGGUUUGAAAUGCAAGAAUGGCAACUUUAGAUCAAGAGAGGUAUUUGAGAAAUUUACUGUUGCUUGGGGAAGGAGGUAUGUUUGUGUUGAGAUGCCUUGUAGAUCAAGAAGUAAUUAGGUCAGGACAAACCCUUGAAGAGCUGCUUUUGAGAAACCAACUCAGAUUCAAAAACAUCUUAGAAGAACAACGGCAAGUCCUGUAUCCAUCGCCUGGUACAGCAAAUGCAGAUGUAAACACUUGGGAUGUGUCUCUUAUUUUGCUUGUCGUGAAGAAAUUGUUUUAUCAAGUACUGCCUCAUGCAAUUGUAUCAGAUAUCGACGCAUUAAAGGGUUUUAGAAAUUCUAUCCAAGCACAUCCUUGUAAUUUGUCAAUGGACGAAACAGAAUUUAGUGAAAAUCAACAACGUAUACAAAACCUUUUGCGAAAUAUUGCUGGAUAUGUCAAUGAAUCUGUUGAAGGCCUAAUAAGAAAAUCGGAAAAAGGCAGUAUUGACAUUACAUCAGCAAUUCAACGAAUACAUGAGACACAAGCCUUUAGUACUAGUUUAAAACAUUCAAUAGAAAAACAGUUUGAACACGUUAAGGCAAAACUGUCUUCUUUAGAAAAGUGUGUGACAACUAUCAAAGAAGGCCAAGAUGAGACUUCCCAGAGAAUGUCAAAAUUGGAAGGCAAGAUCGACAAGAUCGUUUGGAAAAUAAAACACGAUUUUACAAAAGACCUAGAUACAAUUGUACAAGUAAAAUGUGGAAACGAAGAGAAACAAAAGAAAGCCAUCGACUUACUAUUUGAAUUCGUCAAGAUAAUUCAAGAUCAUCAAAAGUUUGACAACGACGAAAUCAGAAAAAUGAUAGAACAAAGGGUUGUUUAUUACGGAGAACUUACGGUUAAGUUGUUUGAUGAUUUGAUUGAUUGGUUCAGUGAUAUAAACCAACACUCUGACGGAAUUGGCGAAGCUCGUGUCGGGAGUAUCCUUAUACCAAUUUUCUGUUCCUCGGUGACACGCAUUCUCGCCUUGUUGAAGUAUAUGAUCAGUAGUCAUUGCAAGCAACGUUUAUCAAGCAUUUCGUCUACUGUCAGUACAUUACUUGGCUUUCCGUGUUCAUUGUCUUGGAAAGUUGAGCCUACGAGUCUUCAGAGUGCUAUUUCCUCCUAUUUGUAUAGCAUUGGAACAGAGUGCAGCAAAAAGGAGAUUAAGAAGUUAGUGCUACCCGUAAAAGUCUCUGAUAUGGAAGGACUAACAAAUGUUUGGAAACUUUUCGGGGGAGAAGAGAGAAACAAUCAUAUAGAAAAGGUAUCCAACACUCUGUCAAAAAUAUUUGGAGAAAACAUUCGCCUCCAAACAUAUGUGGACAAAGAUCAAUUUCUGGAAAAAGUUGUGAAGGAAACAGGUAACAUUAACAAACUUAACGGCGGUUAA
This is a messenger RNA of Ruditapes philippinarum (Manila clam), 1491 nucleotides long. RefSeq lists its product as uncharacterized. NCBI's taxonomy places the organism in Eukaryota, Metazoa, Mollusca, Bivalvia, Venerida, Veneridae. The transcript has 5 exons. Bases 91 to 1491 code for a protein of 466 amino acids. The record is from RefSeq and is a predicted model, not a curated record.